AUGGCACAAGAAUUUAUCGAUUCAUUGAUCGGCCUGAUUUGUUCCCCAGAUCAACUGAAGGAGAAAGAUACUACCCCAGAAAUGAUGGCAACAGUAGCGUUUAAGGGGAUCGAUGAAUCAUGCAAUGCAUACACUCAGAUGUCAUUCAGCGAUCACACGACGAAACUAUUCGAGUGGAUGUCGUCGAUAUUGCAUCGUUCGUCGUCAUUAUAUGGCUCUGCUGAUGCAGGCUCUGAGCUUGAUGGUUCAUCAUGGUCAGCCAGCAAAUGCACAAUACGACGACGUUAUUUGGUUGCGUUGUUGGCCUUUUUUGGCUUUGCGAACAUCUAUGCGAUGCGUGCAAAUCUAUCAGUUGCAAUUGUACAAAUGACUUACGAUAGUCUGAAACCCGAAUUUGGUGAUUGGGAUUCGUUCAGUCAAGGAGCAAUACUGGGCGCGUUCUUCUACGGCUACAUUUUCACUCAAAUUCCCGGCGGUUAUUUAGCGCAUGCGUAUGGGGGUAAACUGGUAUUUGUAGCAGGUGUUUUUGGAACGGCAGCUUUCACGCUAAUUACUCCACCACUUGCACAUAUGGGUAAAGGAGUCACAUAUCCAGCGAUGCACGUAAUGUGGAGUCAUUGGGCUCCGUUAUUAGAAAAAACUAAAUUAACGUCAUUUGCAUUUUCGGGUUCCUAUUUUGGGACGGUGUUUGCGAUGCCCGUCUCAGCUUUAUUGGGCUAUCGUCUUGGAUGGCCAUUUAUUUUCUAUUUUUUUGUUUAUUUGAAGUUGAUCCCGUGGAGACAAAUUUUGACGAGUAAGGCUGUUUGGGCAAUAAUUGUGGCACAUUUUUGUGAAAACUGGGGUUUUUACAUGAUGCUGACGAGUUUACCACGUAUACUUGAAGAUCUCAUGGAGUAUCAGUUGGAAAAGGCUGGUUUCUUCGCAGCUUUGCCUUAUCUAAUGAUGGGUAUCAUAUUGGUGAUUGCUGGCAGUUUGGCGGAUGUUUUGAGAGACCGUUACGUUUGGUCGACCGAAAAAACACGAAAAUAUUUUUGUUGCUUCGGAUUCGUAGGACAGGCGAUAGCGAUUAUGUUAGCAACCACUCAUAUAUCAGCAAAUUUUGUGAUGUUAUCAAUCAUCAUUUCAAUUGGUCUCGGUGGUUUCCCAUGGAGCGCAUUUUCAGUGAAUCAUUUGGAUUUAGCACCACAAUAUGCUGGCCAUUUGAUGGGUUUAUCGAAUACGAUCGCCACUCUACCGGGCAUGAUUUGUCCACUUAUCGUUGGUGUUAUUGUUUCUGAACAUCUCGAGUAUUGGGCAUCUGGACAAUCUGCUUUCACGAGCACAUUCUCGGAUUGA
Messenger RNA from Anisakis simplex (herring worm), 1335 nucleotides. Lineage: Eukaryota; Metazoa; Nematoda; Chromadorea; Rhabditida; Anisakidae. The record is from the annotation of a GenBank genome assembly.